Messenger RNA from Postia placenta MAD-698-R-SB12, 1602 nucleotides. RefSeq lists its product as hypothetical. Gene Ontology annotation, molecular function: protein binding. Gene Ontology annotation, cellular component: SCF ubiquitin ligase complex. NCBI's taxonomy places the organism in Eukaryota, Fungi, Basidiomycota, Agaricomycetes, Polyporales, Adustoporiaceae. Gene Ontology annotation, biological process: SCF-dependent proteasomal ubiquitin-dependent protein catabolic process. The record is from RefSeq and is a predicted model, not a curated record. The transcript is spliced from 3 exons. Bases 1 to 1602 code for a protein of 533 amino acids.
AUGCCACAGGCGAUUGUGCUGGGACCCAAUGAAUUUUCCAUAUAUGAUUCUCGAGCGGCCGUGUUCGAGAAACUAGGAAGGGUGAAGGAUGCACUCCGUGAUUCGAAGAAAGUGAUUGAUUUGGGACCACAGAGGUGGCAGGGGAUCAGUAAACUUGACCACGCGUUGCGCAUGAUCAACCUCGCUCUCGAGCGCGUGAAUGCGGACGAUGUCAGACGCGUCACCGAAAUCACCACAAUUCGGGACCAGAUCCAGCAGGGCCUGCAACAGCGGCGAGAACACGAAUCGCGCGCAUUUUAUCAUUUCGGUAAAUUGCCCCUCGAGAUUGCUACCACCAUCUUCACAAUGGUGGCCGCCGACGACCACACGCGAGUUAUAAGCCUCUCACAAGUUUGCCACAACUGGCGCGCUGCCAUCCUUGGCAUGCCCCGUCUAUGGAGCAACCUUAUUCUCACGAACAAGAACCCGGUCAAGAAGGCGAAGGUAUGGGCUGUGCGCUGUCAAGGGCGCCUGAUCGAGCUUCGUUUGCGUGCCGGGGUGGCACCCACUCCAUGGGCGCUGGACGAGCUUGCAUCCGUCCCUUUAGAUUGUCUGCGAGCUCUAGACGCGGAUAACUUCCCAAUCCAUGAAAUACGCCGACGACUUCCUACUUUCACGGACGACGUAUUGCAGAGACUCGACGAAUUAAACAUCCAACACUGCGCAGAUGUACGUGCUGCUUCUUGGCUAUGGAGGCAGCCUAGCAUGCGCAUUCGCGAUUUGACUAUUGCUCACUCUAUCUUCCACUGGGCUACUGCCGCUGAGAACAUCAAUCAACUUGAAUCCUUCACCUUCCGCGGCCCCGUUGUGGAUACUCCGUUGUCGGACAUUCUAGCCUUCCUGCGGCGGAAUCCCAAUCUUCGCAAACUCGCCCUCAGCAUGAUGGACAUACCUCUGGCAAAUCCUGGUGAGGACGAGGAGCCUAUACGCCUCCCUCACCUCAGCCACCUCGAGCUCGAAUAUCACGACUUUGCCACCAGUCGCAUCAUACCCAUACUCGAUAUUCCUGCGCUCAGCUCCCUGCAUAUUCGUGGAGGAAUACAUUCCUUGGAUACCACUCUGCGACAUCUGGUGCACAGCGGCUGUGCAGCUUCACUGCUCGAGCUUCGUAUCCAACGCUGUGCUGUCUCUGCGCAAAGCAUUAUUGAGCUAUUACGUUGUACCCCUUCGUUGGAAACGCUUCAGCUAGAGCACGUUGGAGGCAGCCAAGCGAAUAAGAUUCUCGAAAGCCUUGCGGAACCCAGGCCCCACAUAAUUAGCGAGCAAGAGACGCUCAGCGCAGUCCUAUGCCCAUCUUUACGAACCGUCAACUUUUCACAUUGCCCCGACAUCAAGAGCGGAACCGUUCUGCGUCUAGUGAAGACGCGCUUGCCUACCGAUACGCUGACCGUAACCGAGGACGCAUCCCAAGAGAGCCGACCACCACCAAUUGUCCCGAUCGAUACGCUUAUAAUCGACGGGUGCCCAAACAUCGACGCCGACAUCCUGCCUUGGCUGAGGAACAAAGUCCGCGUGGUCAGUUGCGUGUACAUGACGAAGAAAGAUGCUCGAUGGAAGCGAUGA